CCUCCCGCCUCUGCACCCCCAUUAUAUCAAUCUCUCUCUCUUUCUUCUCUCAUUCAAAGCAUCAUCUCUCUCUCUCUUCAAAUCCAAUCCAAUCUAACUCUCUAGAGAAGAAAUGAGGGAAAUCCUACACGUUCAAGGUGGACAAUGCGGUAACCAGAUCGGUUCCAAGUUCUGGGAGGUUAUCUGCGAUGAACACGGUAUCGAUUCAACCGGUAAGUACAAAGGUGCUCCUGCUGGAGAAACUUCUGAUAUCCAGCUAGACAGAAUCAAUGUUUACUUCAAUGAAGCUUCCGGCGGUCGUUACGUCCCUCGCGCUGUUCUUAUGGAUCUGGAACCUGGUACUAUGGAUAGUAUCAGAUCUGGUCCUUUUGGACAGAUCUUCCGUCCUGAUAACUUUGUUUUUGGUCAGUCCGGUGCCGGAAACAACUGGGCCAAAGGUCACUACACUGAAGGCGCUGAGUUGAUCGAUUCUGUUCUUGAUGUUGUUCGAAAGGAGGCUGAGAACUGUGACUGUCUGCAAGGUUUCCAGGUUUGUCAUUCUCUAGGAGGAGGCACAGGGUCUGGAAUGGGAACACUCUUGAUAUCGAAGGUAAGGGAGGAAUACCCAGACAGGAUGAUGCUUACAUUCUCCGUUUUCCCAUCUCCAAAGGUCUCCGACACCGUGGUUGAACCCUAUAACGCAACACUCUCCGUUCACCAGUUAGUAGAAAAUGCUGAUGAGUGUAUGGUACUCGACAAUGAAGCCCUCUAUGACAUUUGUUUCAGAACAUUGAAACUCAGCAAUCCUACUUUUGGUGAUUUGAACCAUCUGAUUUCCGCAACAAUGAGUGGAGUAACCUGCUGUUUAAGAUUCCCUGGUCAACUAAACUCCGACCUAAGAAAACUCGCUGUUAACUUAAUCCCAUUCCCGCGUCUCCAUUUCUUCAUGGUUGGUUUCGCACCCUUAACCUCCCGUGGUUCCCAAAACUACGUCUCCCUAACCGUCCCAGAACUAACCCAACAAAUGUGGGACUCGAAGAACAUGAUGUGUGCUGCUGACCCUCGCCACGGCCGUUACCUAACCGCCUCGGCCAUGUUCAGAGGAAAGAUGAGCACGAAAGAAGUUGACGAACAAAUGAUCAAUGUCCAAAACAAGAACUCGUCCUACUUUGUUGAAUGGAUACCAAACAAUGUGAAGUCAAGUGUAUGUGACAUUCCCCCGACUGGGCUGAAGAUGUCGUCGACAUUCAUUGGGAACUCGACUUCGAUUCAGGAGAUGUUUAGGAGAGUUAGCGAGCAAUUCACGGCUAUGUUUAGGAGGAAGGCGUUUUUGCAUUGGUAUACCGGUGAAGGAAUGGAUGAAAUGGAGUUCACCGAGGCGGAAAGUAAUAUGAAUGAUUUGGUGGCGGAGUAUCAACAGUAUCAGGAUGCUACUGCCGAUGAGGAGUAUGAAGGGGAGGAAGAAGAAGGUGAAGAGGAGGAAUAUCAUAACUAAAGGGUCGGGUCGGGUAAGAACAGGUCAGUUAUGUUUUAUUUUGUUUUAUUUCAGUGUUGGAUUUGGAUAUGUUUUCAUUUUAAUACCUAUUGCUAUUAAAAUUGCAUGAUGAUUUGUUUUUUUUAUAAAAUGUACUCUUUGUAUUUU
Molecule: messenger RNA, 1621 nt
Organism: Impatiens glandulifera
Lineage: Eukaryota; Viridiplantae; Streptophyta; Magnoliopsida; Ericales; Balsaminaceae
Product: tubulin beta-7 chain-like
Exons: 3
Coding region: 113-1474 (453 amino acids)
Biological process (GO): microtubule cytoskeleton organization; mitotic cell cycle
Cellular component (GO): cytoplasm; microtubule
Molecular function (GO): GTPase activity; GTP binding; structural constituent of cytoskeleton
Source: RefSeq, a predicted model, not a curated record